AUGCAACACACACAGAAAACUGAAAAAGUUGGUAUGAUAAUUUUACCUUCGAUACUUGGUUCAAAAUCAUCAUCAGUUACUGAAGAUCCUCAAAUACAACGAACUCGAAAAAUUCUUUUAAUUAUACUUGGCGUCUGUUUUGUUUUUUCUGUACUCAGUACAAUAACUGUCAUAUCUGGAACUGCAGUUCCUAAUCGUAUGCAAGAAGCUCAACGUGGUGCACAAAUUGGUCAAUGUAUUACAUCAGUUCUUUUGUACGGACUUGGAUUAUGA
Molecule: messenger RNA, 273 nt
Organism: Rotaria sordida
Lineage: Eukaryota; Metazoa; Rotifera; Eurotatoria; Philodinida; Philodinidae
Source: the annotation of a GenBank genome assembly